AUGACUAUCAUCCCAUACUGCUUCGUCGACAAGCGGUCAUACGACAAACUGAAUUGUAAGGUCAGAGCCGCAGUCAGGCUCUGGUCUGAUGCUCUCGGCGAUUUCAGAGACGGGAUAUGGGGCCCUGAGAACAAACAUAGCCUGGCUUUCCUUCCGCCUCCCAACCUGCCCAGGUCGCAAAACUUCAACCCAUACUGUUGCAACUACUAUACAUAUGGCGGAGAGGGCAUGAAGCUCGAUCGAAUGACAGAACUGAAGUGUGAUUGGAACACGAACGAUUACCCUACUGACACUCUAACAAUACAUUGGCUUGACGAUGUUAAAGGGGAGGGUGGUGCCAUAGCAACCCUCGGUUACUAUCAUGAUGUACCGGGUGAAGAAUCAGUACCGGGACGACACGAUAUAGUCAUUUCGGAAAGCGCCAACACUCAUACCAUCGCGCAUGAGCUCGGGCACGUUCUUGGUAUGGCUCACGAGCACCAGCGAUGGGACCGUGAUGACUAUGUGUACUUUCGCUGCGAGAACGUCAAAGGCAUGAAAGAGAGGGUCGAAUACGCGCACAGAUUGAAUGGUGUCCCCAAUGGUAUCCCGAUAGGAGAGGUGUGGGAGUUUCUAUGCGAGAAGUAUGCCCAAGCUACGUUUUGGGAAGCACCAAGCAGAGCUUGGAUAAGAGGCGAUGGUUUCAAGGACAUCGACGAAGGAAAAUCAUUAGAUGGACCGGAUGGCUUCGAUUACGACUCGAUCAUGAUGUAUGGGUCGGCUCAAGGUGUAGCAGUACCGUACUUAAGCCAAGUCACUAUGCACACUGCUACCUUGGUCAAGAUCAAGAAGAAUCCUACGACCGGGGAGAAAUUCAUUGACCGGAACGAUUGGUGGCUUCCAAUCCCGACGCGGGUGUCCCAGAAGGAUGCUGCCUUUGUGCGCAGAUUUUAUCCGUGGGGGCAGCCGUGGAAACCACCUCAGAACCCGCCACCGGCGCUUCCGAACCCACCACCAGAGAUCGAGGAUCCACCGCCUGAACCUCAAGGUCCAGCGCCUGUUCCACAGGCUCCAUCGACGCCGCCUCCGGGAACACCACCGCCUAUACCUCCACGUCCAACACGGCGUCCCGCAAAGCCAUCCGAGAGUUCAUGA
Messenger RNA from Didymosphaeria variabile, 1134 nucleotides. RefSeq lists its product as uncharacterized. Lineage: Eukaryota; Fungi; Ascomycota; Dothideomycetes; Pleosporales; Didymosphaeriaceae. Bases 1 to 1134 code for a protein of 377 amino acids. Gene Ontology annotation, biological process: proteolysis. The transcript has 2 exons. The record is from RefSeq and is a predicted model, not a curated record. Gene Ontology annotation, molecular function: metalloendopeptidase activity; zinc ion binding.